Molecule: messenger RNA, 1750 nt
Organism: Drosophila innubila
Lineage: Eukaryota; Metazoa; Arthropoda; Insecta; Diptera; Drosophilidae
Gene: Argk2
Product: arginine kinase
Exons: 1
Coding region: 21-1439 (472 amino acids)
Biological process (GO): phosphocreatine biosynthetic process
Molecular function (GO): creatine kinase activity
Source: RefSeq, a predicted model, not a curated record
UUGCAGUUCCUAAAUUCAACAUGUUAUCGCUACGAAUGCGUAUUCUGCUGCCAAGGCUAAUUCCCUUCAGAUAUUACAGCAAAAGUACCGGCGGAUGUUCCGAAAUUCCCGAGCAUGUUAUGGAAGAAAUGGAAGAGGGAUUUAAAAAUUUGUGUUACUCAGAUUCGAAAUCGUUGUUGAAAAAGCAUUUAACCCGUGAAAUAUUUGACAAACUGAAGGAGAAGACAACACCCACAUAUAAAUCCACGUUAUUGGACUGCAUAAGAUCGGGACUGUGCAAUUUCAAUUCCCAUGUCGGAAUAUAUGCGCCCGAUCCGGAGGCGUACACAACAUUUGCGGAUAUUUUUGAUCCCAUUAUUGAGGAAUACCAUGGUUUCAAAAAUACAGAUAAACAUCCCGCCAGCUGCUUUGGUUACGGUGCCGAUUUCCCUGAUCUUGAUCCGGAACGAAAAUAUAUAAUAUCGACUCGUGUUCGAUGCGGACGAUCCGUUAAGAACUUUCCGUUCAAUCCGCGCUUAACGCAAUGUGAUUACGCCCAAUUGCAGACAAUAAUCUCGAAGGCAUUGGGAAAUCUUUGCAGGGAACAUUCCGGAAAGUAUUAUCCACUCUGCCAGAUGGAUGCUAAGACCAAGGAAGAGUUAAUUUCCAAACAUUAUCUGUUCAAGGAGGACGAUCCCUUUUUGGAUGAGGCGAACGCCUUACGCUUCUGGCCCUUGGGGCGUGGCAUAUUCCUCAACCGGGCUAGGACCUUUAUUGUCUGGUUGAAUGAGGAGGAUCAUAUACGAGUCAUUGCCAUGGAGAAAGGCGGCAACUUGGGACGCGUCUAUGAGCGUAUGAUUAUUGGUGUGGAAUCCCUGGCCCAUCAAAUGCAGUUCAAUCAAGAUGCUCGCCUCGGUUACUUGACCUUCUGUCCCACAAAUCUGGGCACCUCGAUACGCGCCUCCGUCCACAUGAAGCUGCCCAGUGUGGGCAACGAUCGGACAACACUGGAGGAAGUGGCCGGAAAGUACAAUUUACAGGUGCGUGGAACUCGCGGGGAGCACACGGAGGCCGAGGGCGGAGUCUACGAUAUCUCGAACCAACGACGAAUGGGACUCACGGAAUACGAGACCAUUAGCGAAAUGUACAAGGGAAUUCAGGCACUGAUCAAUGCCGAGUGCGAAAAGAGCAGGGAAAAGGAGCGAAAGGCAAAGAAUAAAGCCAAGAAUAGUCCACCAGUCAGUAAGGAAGAUCAGAAGAAAGCUGGCCAGUCGCAACUGGAUGAACACCGGAAAGCCAUGGCUAAGAAAUGUGAAAGGCCAAAAGAUCAGAAGAAAGCUAAACAGUGUGAAAAGAAACCUACAGAUCAGAAGAAAGAUAACAAAUGUGAAAAGAAACCAACAGAUCAGAACAAAGAUAACAAAUCCGAUUCUAACAAAUCUGAUAAGAAAAAGAAGUGAUUUGAAUAGUAUUUAAAAACGAAGUAUUAUGGAAAGCAACGAUAAACAUAUAUCUAAAUUGUUAUCGGUACUAUCGUCAAAAAUUUAAUGUUUAUCACCUUUCCAUUAGUUUAAAAUUUAAGGGCAACAAAAACAAAAUAAAUCCAGAAUAAUAGGUUCACAAGAUUGGUAAUUAAAGAAAUAUUAGAAAUAUAAAUUAUCUUAUAAAUGUUAACGAUACUAUCGGCUGUAUUGUUCUUUUGCCAACUAUAGAUGUAUCGUAUAACUAGUUUAUAUAGCAUUUUUAAUUUAUUAAAGCUAUAGAAACGAAA